GCGGCGGGCGCGGGGGCCGGACCGGCGGGGGUUGAGGGGCCGCACCUGGACCCGCCCGUUCCUCGAGUGUCACCCGGGCGUGUCCCCCCCGUCCCUCGGAGUGUCCCCAGCGGCCAUGGAGCCUGGAGAGGAGCUGGAGGCUAUAACGGAUGUGGUGGCCACUCUGGGCGAGCUGGUGGCCAUCAUCACCCCACCAUGCAGGAGCACGUGGCCACUCCUGUACCCAAGGUCCCUAUGCGCAGACCUGAGGAGAUUCACCUGCCGCCUCCACGAGGCCCUGAAGCGCCACAGUGUCACCUUCCUGCGCCAGCGCAGUGUCACCCCCCUGGGCCAGGCUGUGGCUGCCCUUAGGGCCACCCCAGGGGCCACCUGGGCCGAUGUGAGAGCUGCAGUCAAAGGCUGGCGGAAGUCGGUGUACGAGCUUGAGGACAGCUGGUACUGGCUGGUUGAGGAUGCCGCCAAUCUCCUCGAUUACUGGAAGAACAAGGUCACCACCGAGGCUACUACCAAGGCCACUGCCACUGCCCAGGCCGGGGACCUGCAGGAUGAGUCCACCAGCUGGGAGACAGCUGGUGACAACCCGGUGGCCGCAGCCCAACAGCCACCAGUGCCCCCGGACAAGGAUAAGCUGGACUUGAUGCUGGAUGCACACUUUGCCAGGGUGGAUGCAGCCAAGAAGGCCAUGGAAGAGGCCAUGGUGGCCACCAGCCAGGCAGGGACAGCCACCAGGAGGGGACAGCAGGUGGAGGUGGCCGUGGGACUGCUGGGGCGCUUGGUGGUUGAGUGUGACAGAGCCGACCAGCUCUCCUGGGAGCUGCACGACCAGCUCGAUGACAUGGAGGCUGCCUUGGAGGGGAAAAAGGAAGUGCCCACUGAUGUCCCUGAGGCCUUGGUGGUUGCAGUGGAUAAGUUCCAGCAGCUGUGGGAGGCCAGCAGCCGCCAGAACAAGCGUCACCUGCUAAGGAGGCUUGAGGUCAUCUACCACCUCCUCUUGAGUCCCUAUGGCAGCUCUGGUGGCCCCGGUGGCCACUCAGUGGCCAAGAGGUGCCAAGAAGCCAUCGAGGACACUUGGACGCCGAGCAAAAAACAGCGCCCAGUGCCAUCGUGUAGCAGAACAAAUAAUGGCAGCUCAAUCACAGGAACACCUCAACAACCUGAAGGUACCUGGGGAAAACCCAAGCCAGGUGCAGCUGGUGAAACCGCUGGCGAUCUCCCAAGUGACCCAAACUUAUUACCCCCAGGGGCACGAUGUGAACUGGCAACUUCCAAAUCGAUAACUUUUUUAAAAAAAUAUUGCUAUGAAUGCAUUCCCACAGGAGUUACGGGAACUUCGCAGCAACGGCAAGACUUUCUAAUUAUAGGCAAGGAGAGUAAUGAAAGUCUUGGACUUUCAGUGCUUCCAGCUGUCAUUUCAGCAAAUUGUAAUGAAGAGCUGAGGGUUUUAGCUUUCACUCACAAGGCUCCAAUGGUAAUUCAACCAAAAAUGCCAAUAGCUAUUGCUAUUGUAUUGCCAAUGAACACAAAUAAGCGAGCUGGAUACCAAGAAAUGCCUUUUGAGAGCUUUAACUCUCAUGGCCGUUGGGUAAAACAUAUUGGCAACGCGCAGCCGAUGCUGACAUGCCGUCUGACAUGCAGUAAUGAAAGUCAGAAAUGCCCUGGUGUAACACCUGCCACACUGAUUACGGGCACACUGGACACGGGGGCAGACGUCACCGUGAUUUCUUAUGAGUCUUGGCCGAAAGAUUGGAAUUUGGUGCCACCCAUGCAUAGUCUCACAGGGAUUGGAGGAGGUGUAAUCUCUAUGCAGAGUGAAUUCAUGAUUACUGUCACAGGUCUUGAGGGAAAGACAGCAAAAACCCGUCCCUACGUGGUGAAGAGGCCCAUCACAUUAUGGGGGAGAGAUGUGUUGUCCCAGUGGGGAACAAAUAUGAAAGUGGAUUCUUAAUGGAAACCACAGCAAUGCCUUCCACUUUUUAUUAAGUUAUCAUUAUUAGGUUAUCAUGGAAAACCAAUCAGCCCGUUUGGAUGGAUCUGUGGCCUCUUGAACAGAAAAAAUUGAAUGUCCUCAUGAAAUUAGUGAGCGAGCAGCUAAAACAAGGCCCCAUCAAGCGCACAAAUGGUCCCUGGAAUUCCCCAGUUGUUGUCAUUCCCAAGAAGACUUCUCUGACUCCUGGAGAUUGCUUCAGCACUUGAGGAAGAUCAGUGAAAUGAUAGAGGAUGUGAGGCAUUUACAACCUGGGCUUCCUUCUCUUUCAGUGAUUCCGAGAGACUGGCCUCGUGUUGUCAUCGACUUAAAAGAUUGUUUUUUCAACAUUCCACUGCAUCCCGAGGAUGUUCCUCGAUUUGCCUUUUCGGUUCCAGCCAUCAAUAGAGGAGAACCACUGCAAAGGGACUGGUUCAGAACCACUGGACGGUUUUACGUCAAAGAGAUGAAAAAUUGUCCCACAAUUUGUCAAUAUUUUGUGGUGCCUGCUUUGUCUCCAGCCCGACAAAAACAUCCGCAGUCAAGGAUUUUACAUUACAAGGAUGACUUGCUCGUUGCAGAACCGACUCAAAAAGAAAUGGAACAGGCUCGAGACAGUGUCGUCACUGACGUUCAAAAAGCUGGAUUGGAAAUUUCUACCUCAGAAACACAAGAAAUCCUACCCUGGAAGUAUUUAGGAUGGGGGACGACAGAACAAACAAUCAAGCCACAGAAAAUGCAGCUUGGAACCAGUGUCAACACCCUGCAAGAUUUCCAGCAGCUUUUAGGAGAGAUCAGUGGGGUCGGAUCUGUUUUAGGAAUUGCAAGUUAUGAACUUCCCCUCUCAGUGCCCUGCAGGAGAGGCAGUAGAGCCGGGUUAUAAGUGACAACAUAAAUAACAUUAUAAAUGACAAUACAAUAUUGGCUUUCACAUUCAUGUAUCGGCUUUUGCCCUUUGUUAUUGAUCACAAUGAUUUUGAUACGUUGCAAUUUAUAAUUCCUUUCAGCUGCUUUUUGGUAUAACACAGUCUAUCAGUUUAUGGCUACGUGGUAUAGCUGACAUAAAGGUAGCGUAACAAAUCGAUUUUAUAUCAUAGGCUUCACUGAAAUAUUAAAAUAGAGACUGUGCAAUGCUAAAAUGCUUUUAUAUUACAACUAUUAUAACUAACUUUUAUAUUAAACUAUCUCUGUGAAUGGUGUUGUCGUAGUUUGAAAGACAGCUGUCUGCCAGGGAAAAGCCAGAGCCUCCCUUGGAAUGGAGAAUUCAAACCCCCUCCCUCCGAAUUAUUAUAUUUGGAAAAUUAAGGGGCUCUCAGGCAAAGGUGUGGGGAUAGAAAUAACAGCUCUUUACCGGUAUGUAUAACCAGGCAAACAAACAACAACAGCCACAGCCUUAAUAAUAAACAGAACCAGGAACCCAGGAACAGCUUCCCUGAGCGCGGCACUUUCCCCUUUGGUGCAGUUCCGGGCACAGCCAGCAGGGGCGGUGGCGGCUCCUGGUGGGUGGGGCAGGUGCGAUGAUCCCCCCGCGGCUGCAGGGGGCGCUGUGGGGCGGGCUCGGGGAGCACGUGGUGAUGGCGGCUUUGUCCGAGACGGGAAGGGAUGGAAGGGAUGGAUGAGAAACUCUGGAGCUGUGGCUGAAGGGAUGGAAGGGAUGGAUGAGAAACUCUGGAGCUGUGGCUGAAGGGAUGGAAGGGAUGGAUGAGAAACUCCAGAGCUGUGGCUGAAGGGAUGGAAGGGAUGGAUGAGAAACUCUGGAGCUGUGGCUGAAGGGAUGGAAGGGAUGGAUCAGAAACUCUGGAGCUGUGGCUGAAGGGAUGGAAGGGAUGGAUGAGAAACUCUGGAGCUGUGGCUGAAGGGAUGGAAGGGAUGGAUGAGAAACUCCAGAGCUGUGGCUGAAGGGAUGGAAGGGAUGGAUGAGAAACUCCAGAGCUGUGGCUGAAGGGAUGGAAGGGAUGGAUGAGAAACUCCAGAGCUGUGGCUGAAGGGAUGGAAGGGAUGGAUGAGAAACUCCAGAGCUGUGGCUGAAGGGAUGGAAGGGAUGGAUCAGAAACUCUGGAGCUGUGGCUGAAGGGAUGGAAGGGAUGGAUCAGAAACUCCAGAGCUAUGGCUGAAGGGAUGGAAGGGAUGGAUCAGGAACUCCAGAGCUGUGGCUGAAGGGAUGGAAGGGAUGGAUCAGAAACUCCAGAGGUAUGGUUGAAGGGAUGGAAGACAGGGAAGGGAUGGAUCAGAAGCUCCAGUGCCCUGGCUGAAGACAGGAAGGAUCAGGAACUCCAGAGGUGUGGUUGAAGGGAUGGAAGGGAUGGAUCAAGAACUCCGGAGCUGUGGCUGAAGACAGGAAGGGAUGGAUCAGGAACUCUUUAGCGAGGCAGGGGAUAACCACGUCCCAGUUCAGUGGCUGCUCCUGGGAGCAGGGGCUCACCCCACACUGGAAGAAACAGGACCAGGCUGGACUUCUGCAGCAGCAGGGAGGUCUUUUCCCAAGCAGCAGCUCCACCUUCACUGUCUGAGGGCUCAGAUCUAUCGAUCUAUUGAGUGAGAGAGAAUUUCCCCUCCCUGCUGUCUCAAGCACCCAGCCAUCAGCGCUUCUUAGCAAUGCAAUGUGAAAAAUGCCACUGGUAACAAAUAAAGAAAAGGAAAAAGAAAAUAUUCAACCUCCAACACAAGGGAAAUAAUUUCUGCCGCAGUUUAUCAGCACUUGUUGCAAGACACUGAAAACAGGGUCAGCUUGAAGAGAAAAACAAACCAAAGCAACAAAAGCACAUGGAGGGAGUGAAUUGCCAGGCUGCUGUUUUGGGAAGAUGUGGCCGGGUCAGGCUUUUUCAAAACAGGCUACAGACUCCAGAUGCCGGGAAAGAUUAACACAGGGCUGUGCAUGGGAUGAGACCUGAAGCACUCAUCUGUCCAAAGAGUUGACAAUGCUGGGGCUCUUCUUGUCCUUCAGGACCAGGAUCUCAUUCACAGCUCGUUCCCUGUUCUGCUCUCUGAGACUCAUUUCCUUCGUGGCCACCUGAAGGGACAUUGCAGACCUUUAACUGGAGGAGUCUGUGGCAGGAGGCCACAGCAAACACGGAGCGAGUCUUUUUGGGGCGACAGAGCCGGGCUGUGCCAAACUGCCUUGGGAUGGGACACCAGAGCUCAGCAAGUGCCAUUCCCACAGCCCAUUCCUCUGCUCGCUGGGGGCUGCUUACAGGACACAUGGCCAGAGACAUUGGGCCUUGUGAGCUCUGCAGAAAUGGUCCCUCAGCUGUCAGCCUCAAAGCUCUAACAGCAUGCUCUGCACCUGCACUCUUCUCAAAUGGCCUCAACACUCUUCUU
Hirundo rustica (Barn swallow) is the source of this 5281-nucleotide messenger RNA. RefSeq lists its product as uncharacterized. The record is from RefSeq and is a predicted model, not a curated record. The transcript has 2 exons. Lineage: Eukaryota; Metazoa; Chordata; Aves; Passeriformes; Hirundinidae. Gene Ontology annotation, biological process: proteolysis. Gene Ontology annotation, molecular function: aspartic-type endopeptidase activity. Bases 116 to 1945 code for a protein of 609 amino acids.